This is a messenger RNA of Salarias fasciatus (jewelled blenny), 2945 nucleotides long. RefSeq names its product myc box-dependent-interacting protein 1-like. The record is from RefSeq and is a predicted model, not a curated record. The coding region runs from base 249 to 1892 and encodes 547 amino acids. Gene Ontology annotation, molecular function: tau protein binding; phospholipid binding. The transcript is spliced from 19 exons. NCBI's taxonomy places the organism in Eukaryota, Metazoa, Chordata, Actinopteri, Blenniiformes, Blenniidae. Gene Ontology annotation, cellular component: synaptic vesicle; cytoplasm; plasma membrane.
UUAACGGUCCGAGUCAAGAAACGGGACUAUUUCUGCUCCGCUCGACAAACUCCGUCUGAGUUUUGUUGAGUUUUCUCUGCCACGCUCAAACCGGAUUAAAUUACGCAUUGCACCUUUAAGAAGCUGUCGCCGGGAUUAGAAUUACGCACGGCGAGCCAAGUCUCCCUGUGGAGCGCUUUUACGCACCGACGGUAUCCGGAGGACAUUUCCCCCUCUGCGCCUCCUCUCCUCCUCACACCACAGUGGCCAUGGCCGAGAUAGGGAAAGGGGUCACCGCCGGGAAGCUGGCCAUCAACGUCCAGAAGAGGCUGACCAGAGCGCAGGAGAAGGUCCUGCAGAAGCUCGGCAAGGCGGACGAGACCCGAGAUGUCGCCUUCGAGGAGAUGGUUUCCAGGUUCAACCAGCAGAUGGCAGAAGGCACCAAACUGCAGAAAGACCUGAAAGCCUACCAGGCAGCAGUGAAAACGAUGCACGACGCGUCACGGCGGCUGCAGGACUGCCUCGCCGACAUGUACGAGCCCGACUGGUUUGGCAAAGAGGAAAUGGACUCGCUGGCAGAGGAGAUGAUAGAGAAGGAGAUGGACAAUAACUUGGAGGACACAGACACUCUGUGGCUGGAGUACCAGCAGAACAUCACGGACAAGUCCCUGCUGUGCAUCGACACGUACCUGGCUCGGUUUCCCGACAUCAAGGCUCGCAUCGCCAAGCGGGACAGGAAGAUGGUGGACUUCGACAGCGCCCGGCAUCACUUCGGCUCCUUACAGAAAGGCAAGAAGAAAGAUGAGGCCAAGAUCGCCAAGCCAGCAGCCCUGUUGGAGAUGGCGGCUCCCAGCUGGGCUCAGGGUUUGAUAUCAGCCCACCAGGUGGCUCAGACUAACCUCUCCUACAACCAGGCGGAGGAGGAGCUGGGCCGAGCUCAGAGGAUCUUCGAGGAGCUGAACGUGGAACUGCAGGAUGAGCUUCCGGUCCUGUGGGACAGUCGUGUUGGCGUCUAUGUUAACACAUUCCAGAACCUGGCGGGUCAUCAGGAAAAGUUCCACAGAGAAAUGGGCAAGCUCACCCAGAACCUGAACGACAUCAUGACCAAACUGGAAGAGCAGAAGCAGCUCAAAAAAGAUGGCACUGCAGCAGCAAAGUCAGGAGACGAUGCAAAGAGUGAGGAAGCCAACCACAGCGAAUCAGCCAGCUCAGCACCAAAGGCGGUGCCGAGGCCCGGGCCUCCGCCCAGCCGACCUCCGCCCAGACUGACGCCGUCACCGGACCAGAGGCAGCAGCAGCAGCAGCAGCAGCAGCAGCAGCUGCCUGCCGGCUCGUUGGAGGAUGAACCCACAGAGUCGAGCACGAACUCCGUAACGCCACAGGCGCCGUCAUGGGACUCGUGGCAAGGCCAGUCCACAGCAGAGCAGGAAGCCGAGCACGGCGACGGCCACUACCGAGAGGAGGCGCAAGGCGGAUGGGAUUACAAUGACGGCUCCGCCCAGAGCUACGCCCAGCCGAGCUGGGACGACUCGGAGGCGGCUGAAGGUCAGGAGGGCUGGAGCGACGACCGAGCGUACGCCGCCCACUCGUACACGGAGCCCAGCUGGGAUGACGGCGGCGCCGAUGUGGGACAGGGUGGCUGGGGCGAUGAUGAGAGUGCAGUAACCAAUGGCUCAGAUGGUGAACUCCCUCCAGGAUUCCUCUACAAGGUAAAAGCAAUACACGACUACGCUGCUACUGACGGGGACGAGCUGGAGCUCAAGAUUGGUGACGUCGUGCUGGUUGUGGCCUUUGACAAUCCAGAUGAGCAGGAUGACGGCUGGCUCAUGGGCUUGCUGGAGUCUAACUGGUUGCAGAAGAAAGAUGUUUCAACCAAAGGUGUCUUCCCCGAGAACUUUACCCAGAAGGUUUGAACUGAAGGUCACGUCCAAGCUCCUCGGAUGGAAUCAGUCAUAUUUUGAAGAAAUGUCGAAACACAUCCUAAAAAUUUAUGAUUAGAUUCUGAAAUGUGCACUGACAGACAAGGAAUGACAGCAAAAGAUUUGUUUGUGCAGUUGAAAACAGUGCCAGUGAAGUCGGUGUGCUUAUCACAAGCUGUGUUAAAGUGAAAAGAUGAUCAGGAAUUCGGUUUGACCCCGCCUCUUUCACACUGUGACAGGAAUACCUGGAAUUAUUUGUUCUUGAUUCUGUUCUUUCCUGGCUAAUAAACACAAAACUGUCUGUUAAUCAAGAAUAAAUUGGAUAAGAUAAAGUCAUGAAUGUGCUGUGUGCACGUCAACAUGUUUUCUGUUCUGGCUUGUCAGUCGUCACAGUUCUUGCAUGCAGCAUUUCACUGUGAUUUACUUUGUAAUACAAUAACCAAUAUCACUCUGAACUAUGUUUGUGGACACAAUAUAUUUUGGAGGAAAAUAGAGGUUUCCCUGAAUUGAGCCCCCAUAAAAUGCCACAAGUACAUGUUCGGUUUCCAAAAUGUUGUCUUGCUUUGUCAAAGUCUGUAAGAGUUUUCUGGCUUGUAGGAUUAAAACAAGGGAACAGUAGUUUUUCAUUUAUAUGAUAAGCCAUUUUGAGGAUGUGACUUGUUGUGUGGCUUCAGUUUUUUAAUGUUUGUUUUAUUUUUCAUCUAUUCAAUGAUGGAUGAAUUGCUCAAAUCCAUGAACAAACCGAGUCGGCGAUUUCAUUUUCUCUUCAUCUGUUUUUGUUCCCACUGUGAUGAAUUCAUGGAUCUCUGCUGACUCUGUCACAAACCUGUGCAGAUGCAUUUUCUUUGUUCAAGCGGAAAUCUGGUUUUCAAUUCCAUCUCCAGCUCCUGUGCAAUCAACUAAAUGAGAGUCUCAGUCAUCUAAUAUUUGAACUCUGUCAUGCACAAACUAACAAAUGUAAUUUGCAAAUGUGUUUUUGCACUUUGUGGAAAAAUGGGGUAACUGCAACAUCACCUGAUGGAUCAAACCAGUGUCAUUAAAGAUGAA